Messenger RNA from Struthio camelus australis, 10260 nucleotides. The record is from RefSeq and is a predicted model, not a curated record. Lineage: Eukaryota; Metazoa; Chordata; Aves; Struthioniformes; Struthionidae.
GCAUAUGCAUCAGGAUGUGAUAUUGUGGUACUGGGAACUGACUUUGAAAGGUUACAGAUAAUCCCUGGAGCAAAACAUGGAAACAUUCAAGUGGGAUGUGUGGACUGUUCAAUGCAACAGGGGAAGAUUGCAGCUUCUUAUGGGAAUGUGAUUUGUAUCUUCGAGCCAGUGAGCAUUUUGAAUCAGAAGAGCAGUCAUCAUACUAGGCUACAUUAUCAGUGGCAGAAGAAUGCUCAAAUCUUACUGGAAGCAAUAGCACAUAAUUUAACAUGGGAUCCCACAGGCACUCGCCUUUUGACCGGUUCCAGUUGUCUUCAGCUUUGGUCCAACGCUUAUUCGGAAAACCCUUCUGACAGUCGAAAUACUGAAAGAGCAGAUGCUGGCAUUGGAGAAUGGAGGUGUAUCUGGCAAUGCAAAACUGCUUCUCAAGUUUGUUUAAUGAAAUUCUCACCAGAUGGGGAAUUUUUUGCCACUGCUGGAAAGGAUGAUUGUCUUGUGAAAGUAUGGUACAAUGCAGACAGUUGGCGAUCAGCUGUAACACCUCCUGGUGCGAGUCCAGGAAAACAAGCAGAAGAAGUUGAUUUUUCAUUUGUUUAUUUGGCCCAUCCUCGAUCAGUAAAUGCUUUUUCAUGGAGGAAGACCAGCAAAUUCAUGCCACGUGGUGCUGUCUGCAACGUACUCCUGACUUGCUCUAAGGAUAAUGUCUGUCGUCUCUGGGCAGAGACUUUGUUACCCAAUGACAGCCUGUUGUAUGGUGCUGGAUACGACAGCUGGACCGAAGCAGUGAACUUAAAUAACUUCAAGAGAAAUACUUCAAGUAAGGAACGAAUGCAAAGUGCUUUAGAGUUAAACCUGAGGCACUUCCGACGAGGGAGGAGGAGAUCCGGUGCUGUAGUAGCACACACUGGAUACUCUCCACAUCAGCAAGAUGCUCAUGAAGUUCACAGGAACGUCCCUCCGCAUGCAAAUGCACUCUGUCACUUUCAUAUCGCUGCCAGCAUCAAUCCAGCCACAGAUAUUCCUCUGCUUCCUUCUAUCACAUCUCUGAGUCUUGGUGAAAACGAAGAAAAAAAUGGACCUUUUGUUGUGCAUUGGCUAAACAAUAAAGAACUUCAUUUUACCUUAUCCAUGGAAGUAUUUUUGCAACAACUUAAAAAGAGUUUCGAACAUCAUUCUCCUGAGACAAAUGCUGAGGAAUCUAAUCAGGUGGAUGGUAAAUCAGAAGAAGAAGCUAAUGAAAAUGGAGCUGAACCAAAAGGAAAUCAGGAAAAGAAGGAACUGGGUGGUGAGAAAGCUACUCCAAAUUCAAGCUUUAUUCCUUUAUCUUCUGCCAUUAUCGAUCAUGAAAUUGAAGUACUGCUUUCUGAAUGGAGUAAGAAUGCUGACAUGCUCUUCAGUAUACAUCCUAUGGAUGGUUCGUUGCUGGUAUGGCACGUGGACUGGCUAGAUGAAUACCAGCCUGGCAUGUUUCGCCAGGUGCAGGUGUCGUUUGUCUCAAGAAUUCCAGUUGCAUUUCCAACGGGUGAUGCAAAUUCUCUUUGCAGAAGUAUAGUGAUGUAUGCUUGUACCAAAAAUGUUGACUUGGCUAUUCAGCAAGGCAAACAAAAGCCCCCUGGCCUUACGCGAUCUUCAUCUAUGCUUAUCUCUUCUGGGCACAGUAAAUCAACCAACAGCUUAAAAUUAAGUAUCUUCACACCUAAUGUUAUGAUGAUUUCCAAACAUGCAGAUGGGUCUCUGAACCAGUGGUUAGUGAGCUUUGCUGAGGAAUCUGCUUUUUCAACUGUACUCAGUAUUUCACAUAAAUCCCGUUACUGUGGUCACCGUUUUCAUCUUAACGACUUGGCUUGCCAUUCAGUGUUACCAUUGCUGCUUACAACCUCGCAUCACAAUGCUCUGAGGUCACCAGAGGUUGAGAAUGCAAAACAGACAAAUGAUUCUUUAAAAUCUCAGGAGUCACCAUUAAGACAUCAGAAUAGAGGCAAUGCAAAUGUAACAUCCCAGGAUCCCAAUGCAGUUUACAGUGAGCUUAUUCUUUGGCGAGUUGAUCCUGUUGGGCCAUUGUCCUUUUCUGGUGGAGUUUCUGAACUUGCUCGGAUCAAUUCCCUCCAUGUUUCUGCAUUUUCUAAUGUUGCGUGGCUGCCCACACUUAUACCCAGCUAUUGCCUCGGUGCAUACUGUAAUUCUCCAAGUGCCUGCUUUGUGGCUAGCGAUGGACAGCAUUUGAGAUUAUAUCAAGCUGUAAUAGAUGCUAAAAAACUUUUGUGUGAGCUCUCCAACCCUGAAAUUUCAAAAUAUGUUGGUGAAGUUUUUAACAUUGUGAGUCAGCAAUCUACUGCCCGUCCAGGAUGUAUUAUUGAACUGGAUGCCAUCACAGAGCUUCACGGUAGGAAAACACAGUUAUUUCAUGUUUUUCAAGAAGACUUCAUUUUGAAUAACCAGGAGAAGGAAAUGCCUGAAACGAAGAACAACUUACCAGACUCUGGGUGCCAGCAGAAUGGAUUCUCUGAAAAAUUCUACUUAAUAGUAAUAGAAUAUACUCAAAACCACUCGUUACUACACAUGUGGCACUUACACUUGAAGUCAAUUCCCGUCUCAUUAGAUGAAAAGAUAGAUUCAAGUACAGCUGAAGCAGCGACACAACAAGAAGGAUUAUAUUCUUCUUCCCCAGAUCCAGAGAAGGUCCAAUCACUUUUUACUCAGAAGUAUCAGGCUUGUAAAGCAAAUCUUCAGAGCACCAGCUGGCUUACUCUCUCUUCAAAAAUGGUAUAUAGUCAAGAGUUGAAUUUGCCAGAAGGAGUAGAGAUUAUAAGCGUUAAACCAUCAGCAGGACAUCUGAGUUCCUCUUCCAUAUACCCUGUUUGUCAUGCCCCUUAUCUACUGGCUACUUCGUGCUCUGAUGGAAAAGUUCGUUUCUGGAGAUGCAGAGUGACUACCGAAUCGUCAGCUUCUUCAGUGCCAGAAUAUAAUGUACAUAGUGAUGUUACGUAUAUAUGGGAAGAAUGGCCAUUACUGAUUGAGGAUGGACUUCUUAGCAGCAGUGCCAUUAAUGUUUCAGGAAGGCCAGUUGAAGUUAGUUGUGCACACACAAACAGAUUAGCUGUAGCAUACAAGCAGACAACGUCUAAAAAUAGUCACUUUUCUCAAGACUUUAUAAUGGAUGUUAGUAUUUUUGAAUGUGAAUCUACAGGGGGCUCUUCUUGGAUUCUAGAGCAGACUCUGCAUUUAAAUGAAAUAGGCACUAUGUUAGACCCUGCUAUGAGUGUUGAUAGUAAUUUAGUGGCAUAUAACCGACAGGAAGUUUGUCUGUCUCAUAGUGGGAAUAUUAUACCCAGCACUAAGCACUUGGUUCACUUAGAUUGGAUGUCUAGGGAAGAUGGUUCACAUAUUCUGACAGUGGGAAUUGGAUCAAAAUUAUAUAUGUUUGGCCAACUCUCUGGGAAGACGCAAGAACAAAAUGGUAAGGAGGCUGUAGUGAUCUCUCACAGUGGCAGCAUGAAGGCUACAACCCUUUCUAGGUUUGUUCUACUGCGUUGUGUUGACUUGGUUUCUUCUGUAGAAGGGUCACCUCCUUUUCCGGUCUCUUUGUCUUGGGUGCGUGAUGGCAUUCUUGUAGUUGGAAUGGAUUGCGAAAUGCAUGUCUAUUCUCAGUGGCAACCUCCUUGCAAGCAGGAGCUGGUUAGUAUGGGUUCUUACAGCGGAAGUACGUCAUGUAUAACAAGCUUAAUGAAACAAAGCCAGUCAGCUGCCUCAGGUCUGCAUCCACCAAAACGAACCUUGACCAGGUCUAUGACCAGCCUUGCACAGAAACUUAGUGGGAAAAGAACUGCCUUUGAUCUGUCUACAGAAAUGGAAGACUCUGGUCUUUUUGAAGCCGCUCAUGCAUUAUCUCCCACUUUACCUCAGUACCACCCGCACCAGUUGUUGGAGCUUAUGGAUCUUGGUAAAGUACGUAGAGCAAAAGCCAUUCUGUCUCAUCUAGUGAAGUGCAUUGCUGGAGAAGUUGUUGCUAUAAAUGAAUCUGAACCUAGUCAUGAUAGGAAACUCAGAUCUCUUACAAUCAGUGCUAGUGGAAGCACUGCAAGAGAUCCUAAGACAUUCAGCAAAACUGAGAACACGGACUAUAUCGAAAUAGACUCAGUUCCGCCGUUGCCUUUAUAUGCUCUGCUUGCUGCCGAUGAUGAUCCCUCUCAUUCAGAAAAGUCUAAUAAUCAAAAUAAUAAAGAUACACCCAAUGACAAUUAUGAAGAUCUUUUUCAAAAUUCUGCUGUAAGUACAGAGGAACUUGUAAUGCUUGAUGCAGAUGAAGAUGACACAAAACCUAAGGUCAUUGAUCUUUCUCAGUAUAGCCCAACCUACUUUGGGCCAGAGCAUGCUCAAGUUCUUUCUUGUCACUUGCUUCAUUCGAGCUUACCAGGUCUCACUAGGAUGGAGCAAAUGUCACUGAUGGCCUUGGCAGAUACAAUUGCUACUACCAGUACUGACAUUGGAGAAAGUAGAGACAGAAACCAGGGUGGAGAAACUCUCGAUGAGUGUGGUUUAAAAUUUUUAUUAGCUGUGCGGCUUCACACGUUUCUAACAACAUCGCUCCCGCCUGUACAUCGAGCUCAGCUGCUUCGCCAAGGCUUGUCUACUAGUCAUUUUGCCUGGGCGUUUCAUUCAGUAGCAGAAGAAGAACUACUGAGCAUGCUCCCUGCAAUGCAGAAAGGUGAUCCAACAUGGUCAGAACUCAGAGCUAUGGGCGUAGGAUGGUGGGUCCGAAAUAGCCGUAGCCUGCGGAAAUGCAUGGAAAAGGUGGCUAAAGCAGCCUUUCAGCGAAACAAUGAUCCACUUGAUGCAGCAAUUUUUUACCUUGCAAUGAAAAAGAAGGCUGUGAUUUGGGGAUUAUACAGGUCCCAAAAAGAUACUAAAAUGACACAGUUUUUUGGGAACAAUUUUACUGAGGACAGAUGGCGUAAAGCAGCAUUAAAGAACGCUUUUUCUUUGCUUGGCAAGCAGCGUUUCGAACAUUCUGCAGCAUUUUUCUUGUUGGCGGGACACUUAAAAGAUGCAGUGGAGGUCUGCCUUGAAAAACUGAAUGAUAUUCAGUUGGCUCUUGUAAUAUCAAGACUUUAUGAGUCAGAGUUUGAAGUGUCUAGUACUUACAAAUCUGUACUACAGAAGAGAAUUUUGGGAAGUGUGUCUCCUGGAAAAGAUAGCUCAGGAAAUAUGCACUGUGAUCCUUUUCUACGAAGUAUGGCUUACUGGAUUUUGGAAGAUUAUAGCAAAGCUCUUGACACUUUAAUUAAACAUUCUGUUGGAGAUGAAGGUGGGGAAGGAGAAGGCUCAUCCAAUUGUAACCCUGCAGUGUUUAACUUCUAUAACUACUUAAGAACACAUCCUCUCUUGUUGAGACGUCAUUUUGGCUCUUCUGAUGCAUCUUCCACGCCCGUUUGUCUAACAGUAGAAAAUGGAUUAGCUGAUAAAAUCAACCUGGGGGAAAGACGACUGUUUUUCACUACUGCAUAUGCUCACUUAAAAGCUGGUUGUCCUAUGUUGGCUUUAGAGGUAUUAUCAAAGAUGCCGAAAGUAGUUAAGAGUUCAAAGCCAUUCUGUAGAUCCCCUAGUUUAAUGGAUACUAGUAAAGACUCUUCACCAUCUUCUCCAGUUAAAGGGUUGGAAAUGAAAGACCGAUCUUCAGCUGUUGACUGGUCACAACCAGUGUUGAACGGUCUAGGGUCCUCUUCAGAUUGUUCAUCAGGAAAGCAUUCAAGUUCAGCUCUUUCGUUUGACUGGAGCCAACCAAGUCUGGUAUUCCAAGAUGAGCCUUUGGAACUACAGUGGGACAGUGAUAAAGAUGAUGAGAGUGAAGAUUCUUCCCUGGUAAUGAAAGAGUUAAAGCCUUUGAAGGAAAGUGAAAAAUUAGAUGAAAUAAGUUCUAGCUACACAGGAUCUUUUAGUGCAGUUGAUGAGAAAGAUGUUUUAAGUGCAUCAGAAGAUAUAAUUUCAGCGCAGCUGAAAUUCAGAGCAUGCCUGAAAAUUCUUACUGUAGAGCUUCGUACACUAUCCACUGGUUAUGAGGUAGAUGGUGGGAAGCUAAGGUAUCAGCUUUAUCAGUGGCUUGAAAGAGAAGUGGUAGCUCUUCAGAAAACCUGUGAAUACAGUGCUGAAGUGGAAGAGAUACAGUCAGGUAUUGCUGUGAUGCCAGAGGAAGUUGCAUUAAAUGAAAAUGCUGAAGACUUACCUGACCAGCAAAAAAACAUGCUACAGAAAGAAAACUUUCAGAGAAGACGUCAGUGGCUCCUGAAAUACCAGUCACUCCUAAGAAUGUUUCUUAGUUACUGCAUACUUCAUGGCUCUCAUGGUGGAGGCUUGGCAUCUGUCAGAAUGGAACUAAUUCUGCUGUUGCAGGAAUCUCAGCAGGAACAGUCAGUACAGACUCCUCCCAGCCCUUCACCAGAGCAAAGCUCCAUACCUCUCCUAUUUGCUUGCACAGCUAGUGCCAAAACAGUGGUGGCUAAUCCACUGCUACAUCUUGGUAACUUAACUCAUGAUAUAUUACAUGCCGUAAUAAACCUUGACUCGCCACCUCAUCCAGACGCUCAGAACAACAAGAUAUAUGUAAUGCAUACCUUAGCAGCAUCACUCUCUGCUUGCAUCUACCAAUGUCUUUGUGAUGGCCACAGCUACAGCUCAUUACAAGCAAAUCAGUUCACUGGAACAGUGUAUCAGACAUUGCUUCUAACUCAUCGUCAUUCUGUAAGAACGACAAGCUUAGAUGAAACAGUGACUCCCAAUACAUCACCUGCUCAGUGGCCAGGUAUAACAGCUCUAAUACGUCUCUUGAAUUCUGCUGGUGAAGAAGCCCAGCCGGGUCUCACAGUUUUACUAUGUGAAAUUCUAACUGCAAUCUAUCUUAGUCUGUUCAUCCAUGGCCUAGCAACACAUUCCAGCAAUGAGUUGUAUAGAAUUAUGGCUCAUCCACUUAACGACAAAAUGUGGUCUGCUGUCUUUGGAGGAGGAGCUCAUACUCGCAGCAGAGGACAGGUGCAAUUAAAGACAAAAACUGGUAGGCACUUCCCAAUGCCUAGCCCGCAUCAGGUAGUAGUGUUCUCGAUGGAAUGUGUGGGGUUUUCCAAAUCCCUUACUGCCUUCAGUACUCAUAGUCCUACCAAGUCUUCAGAUGAUGGAGAGAAACAGCAAAAGCGUUUCAGACUUUCAUCAAAAACCUCUUCAAAAGAGAAUUCUCAGUCACCUUCAUUGCCAUUGGUAGACCAGGAAUCUUCGUCUUACAGAGAAAAAUUUAUUCCUCCUGAGCUUAGUAUUUGGGAUUAUUUCAUUGCAAAGCCUUUUCUUCCAUCACAAAGUAGAGUGGAAUAUGAUUCAGAAGAGAGUCAGGAAAGUGAUGAAGAUGAUGAUAUUGAUGGAGAAGUGUUUCUGUCAAAUUCACAUAAUCAAGAGCAUUCUAAUUCAAAUUCAUACAGUUGGUCACUGAUGCGACUGGCAAUGGUUCAGCUGGUACUUCACAAUUUGAAGACUUUCUACCCUUUGGCUGGACAUGAUCUUUCAGAGCUUCCAGUUAGUUCCCCAAUAUGCCAUGCAGUUCUGAAAACACUACAGCGCUGGGAACAGGUCCUUCUGCGACGUCUUGAGCUAUAUGGAGGUCCACCUCAACAUUAUAUUUCAGUUCAUGCUUCUGAGGAUGCGUUAGCUGCUGGUCCUGCGCUACUUCGCCAUAAAACUUUACUCGAGCCUGCAAACACUCCCUUCAGAUCUAACAGUCAUGUUGCGCUAUCUGUGAAGCGGCUUUGGCAGUACUUGGUUAAACAGGAGGAAGUCCAGGAAACCUUUAUCAGAAAUAUUUUUACAAAGAAGCGAUGCCUAAAUGAGUCGUUAGAGGACCACAAUGAAGCCAUGAAAAAUCCUAUGGUGGAGGAGCCCAUCGUCAAUAAGAUAGAAACAGAUCUGGGAUACCCAGGAGGAAAGGCAAGAAUAAUUCAUAAAGAGUCUGACAUCAUUACUGCUUUUGCAGUCAAUAAAGCAAAUCGAAACUGCAUUGCCAUUGCAUCAAGUCAUGACAUUCAAGAAUUAGAUGUUUCUGCGAUUUUAGCUACCCAAAUCUAUACCUGGGUUGAUGAUGACAUGGAAGUAGAAAAUAAAGGGGCUGAUGAUUUCUUAGUUAUACAUGCUCGUGAUGAUCUGGUAAAUGUUCAGGGAACUACUCCUUAUACUCACAGUAAUCCUGGCACACCUAUUAAUAUGCCUUGGCUUGGUAGUACACAAACUGGCCGGGGUGCAUCUGUGGAAUAUUCCAAUAAAUUUAAUGGAAUCAGAAAGGAAUUGGCAAGAAAAGAGAUGCUCAAGAAAGCUAUUAAUAAUGUCAGAAGAAUGGCUUCUCAUCCAACAUUACCAUAUUAUCUGACAGGUGCUCAAGAUGGUAGUGUAAGAAUGUUUGAAUGGGGUCAUGCACAGCAAAUCACAUGUUUUCGUUCUGGUGGCAAUUCAAGGGUAACUCGAAUGAGAUUCAAUUACCAAGGAAAUAAGUUUGGAAUUGUUGAUGCUGAUGGAUAUAUCAGUUUAUAUCAAACAAAUUGGAAGUGUUGUCCGCUUACUGGAACCUCACCGAAACCGUAUUUGACCUGGCAGUGUCAUAACAAAACAGCCAACGACUUUGUUUUCAUCAGUUCAUCAUCUUUGAUAGCCACAGCAGGAUUGUCUACAGACAACAAAAAUAUUUGUCUUUGGGAUACUUUGGUUUCACCUACAAAUAGCUUGGUGCAUGCUUUUAUUUGUCAUGAUAGUGGAGCAACUGUGCUAGCAUAUGCUCCAAAACAUCAGCUACUAAUAUCUGGAGGCAGAAAAGGCUUUACUUGUAUCAUUGAUCUUCGCCAAAAACAGCAGCAACAGUUACUCCAGAGUCAUGAUUCUCCAGUCAAAGCAAUUGCCGUUGAUCCUACGGAAGAGUAUUUUGUCACAGGAUCUGCUGAAGGCAACAUAAAGGUGUGGAGUCUGUCUACCUUUAAUCUUCUUCACACUUUCAUCAAUGAGCAUGCUCGACAGUCCCUCUUCAGAAACAUUGGGACAGGGGUCAUGCAAAUUGAGGCAGGACCAGCAAAUCACAUAUUCUCCUGUGGUGCCGACGGAACAGUAAAGAUGAGAAUCUUGCCUGAUAGAUUCAGCCCUUUAAAUGAAGUGUUAAAAAAUGAUGUGAAGUUUAUGAUCUAAUAGUUUUCUCAAUAGAGUGUGUAACAUUCCCCCACCAUCACCCCAAAAAUACUUUUCCCGUACUAGUCAAUGAAGCAAAUAGACCGUGAUAGCUCAUGCCACAAAAAUACUGCUGCGUUGUUGUUGUUGUUGUUUUCAUAUUUAUUACCUGGAUCUUUUAGUCCCUGAUGCACUGAUGCCUUAAAGCUUAACGAGGUCCUUCAGAUUCUGAUUGUUGCCUAAAAUAAGCUAUACAUGACACUGAAUUAUAUAUAUAUACGAUAUUCUUAAGGUGUGGCUGAAGUGAUUUACUCUUCCUGUUUUGGUAGUUAUACUCCCACCUGGAGUGUACCAUCUGGGCAUGGCCUCUGCUUAUAUUCACCUGGCCUUUCUCUGAAACCAGGUCCAGAUGAAAACCUUAGAUAACGUUACUUUUUCACUGUGGCAUCCGCUCUCUCCUCUAAACUUCAGUCAGCCACAGAUAAAAAUGUAUAGCUCUGUCUAGAAAAAUAGCAAAGCCUAUUUCGGUAGAUACUCCUACUGUAUCAGAAACUGGCCAAGCAGAUGUUCAUAGAAUGAGCCACUGUCUCUCUCCGUUCCUGGAAUCCAGGCUGUUUACCUCUGCAAUUCACCUGAACUCUUUUCUCUGAUCUAGGGUAUAAGAAACUGAAGGAUAUUCUGUAACUUGUCUUCUGUUCUAUAGCUUGAAUCACUGCCAUCAGGAUGGCAGACUUAUCUUUUAAAAAGAGGUAUAUUUUUAACCCUGAACACUCCCUUUACAAAAAUAUGUAAAUAUUAAAUGGAUAUCUUCCUAUUAAAAUUGUCAAGAUUGUGUGAAGCUUUAGUCUUGAUCACGAAAUACAGGAAGAUGUUGCUUUAGGAUAUGACAUUAGAAUUUCUUUAAAGAGUAUUUAUUUACACGUCUGUAGAGGAAAAAACUAAUUUAUUUUUACAUUUUUUCUGGUAAGACCUUAUUUAGCCCAAAGAUACUCAAUUGAUUUCCAGCACUUAUGUUCUUGUUUGUCUGCUUUGCCUAAGUACUUUAACAAAGGAAAAAAAAAAAAAAAAAAAGCUCAACAG